AUCAGAGAUGGUGUUGUAGUCACAACCUCUAUAGACAAAAUGUGGUUGAAAGAAACGGACGAGCACGACGUUUUGGUUCGUUACAUUGGCACAACUGACGGCGUCAUGAGAUUUUAUCCCGGAUUUAAAAUGAACAAGAAUCGAGAUUAUACUGUUGAACAGUGGUUUGCUCAAGCAGUGCGUAAUAAAGACUCAAUUAUCAUCACCACGGCAACUGCCAAUCUAUUCGAGUCGUCUUCCAAGCCAACACUUACUCUCAGCAAAGCCAUCACUUACAGGGCUUCGUCUAACGUUUUCGGUGUAAUGGGAAUGGAUGUGACAGUUGAUUUCUUUUAUAAUCAGAUAAUAGAUGUCUAUCCAGAGUGCCAGCAGAAGUACAAUUGUUUCGUGAUGGACCGUAGUGGAUAUCUAUUGGCUCAUGGUGCCAUUUUGUCUGGUUCAUCUUCAAAAUCGAACUUUCAAAGAAGGCACGUCACUGAAGAAGAAAUGCUAUUCUCAAAAGAGCUGAUUGAUGAUGAUAUUAUGGUGCGCAAAGCGUGCAUUAAUUACCAAGAUAUAAAAAGACAAUAUUAUUAUGAGGUUGUUGAGAUAGAGGGCGGUGUUAUCGACAAGUUAGCAACUUCUGGAUGUAUUCAGUACCGAAUACAAUUCAUCCCAAACACAAAUGCUGUUUUCGUUAUUAUUUCUACUCAACUGAGUUGCAACUUCAACUGUUAUUGCUCGAGGGUGAACUGUGUAUCGGAGGACGCUUAUACUUGUGAAUGUCCUUGUGCCGAAGAUGAAAAAUUGUUUGAUUAUUGUGAUUUUGAAUAUGACGUUGAUCAGGAUAGUAUCCCAUCAUGCACUCCGCCGUUAUUUGUCGUUCCUUCUGAUGACGAUGCGCCAUCAACAGAAGGUCUUCAACCAUGCAUCCAAACUGACUGCAGUUCAAAGUCUCCAUCAAGUUGUUCGAGUAGCGCAGUUUGCGAAAUGUGUGAUUCAGAAUGUAAAGAUAUUCUUCAAAAUUGCGGGGAACAACCUACAUCGUCAUCGAAUACCAUGAAUAAUUCCGACACAAACAUUAUCGUCAUCGCUGCAGCUGCUUCGGCGGUUUGUAUUGUGUUACUUAUCGUGAGUUGUUGCUUUAUCAUUAAGAAGAGAGGAUGUCCGAAUAAAACUAACAAACAGAACGAUGCAAGCUUGCCAGCUACCGGCCUACGUCAGCAGACGGGUGUGGCCUGCACAUCUAGAAACGAUCUUAUCUACUUUACUUCCAUAGAUUGUUUUAACAACGAAUCUGAAAAUUAUGCAAGCGCUAACAGUAUAAUAUAUGCGUCAGUAAUAGAUCCGUAAUGAUGGACCUUUCCGGAGUGCCAAUCAAACUAAAGUAAAUAACCAAUCAGAACAGGGCCAUUACGCACGCGUCUAACAAGCACAUGUGUUGUCCCGCAAACGCAUGUGUUUACGUAUGAUUUAACGCUGCUGUCUUUUUGUUGGACCUUAGCAAUAGUAUCCAAGGGGCGGGGCUUGGCUGGAAAGGUCCAUUGUUCACGACUAAAGUUUUGAAACAAUUUGGGUAGAGCGAGGGCAGCAUUACAUGUAUACGAGAUUGUAAAAUAAUUAAUAAAAUGAAUCAAAUUAUGUAUACUUGUCUCACCCACUGAACUACACAUACAGUACUCCCACUGUAAACCAGGCAGGCUUCGUACCAUUAAGUGCAAUUCUAACAGAUCAAGAAACUCUUUAACUAACAACUCUAGUACUAAAUAAUAAAGAUUUCAAGAGGUAAUUUAAUAUAUAAUUAUGGUAUUUAUUAAAUAUCACUUUAUUGCAAACGACAAUAAGGAAAACGUAAAAUACAAUCCUAGAUCAUGUCCCAAAUGAGGCACUCGCAAGGAGAAAUGGAGAACAAUGAGAAAAGGGUAAAAAUCAGUAAUUUAAAAAAUUAUAACAAUCCUAUUUAGUCAGUUAAAAGAUAUGGAGGAUUAAUUCAGGAUGGUUCGUUUUUCGCGUAAUAUAUACUAAAGGAAGAAAUUAUGGCAAGUUUAAAAAUACACAGAAUGUUUAAAAAUUAAUUGGGUUAUUGCACAUUUCAAAAUUGUUUUAAAUGUUUUUAUAUUGCGGGGAUGAU
Messenger RNA from Anneissia japonica, 2110 nucleotides. Its product is annotated as VWFA and cache domain-containing protein 1-like. The coding region runs from base 40 to 1332 and encodes 430 amino acids. The record is from RefSeq and is a predicted model, not a curated record. Gene Ontology annotation, cellular component: voltage-gated calcium channel complex. Gene Ontology annotation, molecular function: voltage-gated calcium channel activity. NCBI's taxonomy places the organism in Eukaryota, Metazoa, Echinodermata, Crinoidea, Comatulida, Comatulidae. The transcript has 8 exons.